Messenger RNA from Cynara cardunculus var. scolymus (artichoke), 1258 nucleotides. RefSeq names its product nudix hydrolase 17, mitochondrial-like. Gene Ontology annotation, cellular component: nucleus; cytoplasm. The transcript has 5 exons. Gene Ontology annotation, molecular function: pyrophosphatase activity. NCBI's taxonomy places the organism in Eukaryota, Viridiplantae, Streptophyta, Magnoliopsida, Asterales, Asteraceae. The record is from RefSeq and is a predicted model, not a curated record. The coding region runs from base 126 to 647 and encodes 173 amino acids.
CAACUUCAACUGAGAUCUUCAUUUGGUGCUUCAACAGAGAUUUCUGAUUCACUUUUUUUCUUCUCUGGUAUCGUAUUGUUUUUCGAUCUUUUGUUUCUCAGUAGUAAUUUAAAAGAAGAAAAAAAAUGGUGGCUGAGGUGGUGGCUCGUAGCGGCCGGGCGUUACAGCGUUACAACUGCGGUCAACGUAUAGUUGUUGGAUGUGUGCCUUACAGAUUGAAAGGUGGUAUCAAGGCAUCAAGCAAGAAUAUAGAAGAUGUACUCGAGGUGCUUGUUAUAAGUGCUCAAAGAAAAAGCAAAGGAAUGUUGUUCCCUAAGGGUGGUUGGGAAUUGGAUGAAUCGAUUCAAGCUGCUGCUCUAAGAGAAACAAUCGAAGAAGCCGGCGUGUCUGGAGCCAUUGAGAGUGAAUUGGGUAAAUGGUGCUUCAAGAGCAAAGGCAAUGAUGCAUACUACGAAGGGCACAUGUUUCCACUACUUGUGGUAGAAGAACUUGACUUAUGGCCUGAGAAAAACAUACGCCAAAGAUUUUGGGUGAGCGCUUCUAAAGCUAAAGAAAGUUGCCAAUAUGCUUGGAUGAGAGAAGCUCUGGAUUUGCUAGUAACCCGACUCCAGUCGUCUCCAACAAAGUUGGAGGAUAUGAUGAAUUGAUUGAAGCUUAUGCUAUUAAGCAACCUGACCUGUAAAUAGGAUGAUAACUGAAGAUGAAGUGCUAUAAAGACUGCACUUUUUGAUCAGAAGAUUGAACAAUUUGGUGAAAAGCUUUUGGUUAUGAUCACAAGCACUUGGAAAUUUAAGAAACAGGAGAAGAAUUCAGAAACAGAAGAGCAGAAGUAGGGAAUGCAAUGUAGAAAAUUGCCCAACUUCUGUUUCGAUUUCUUCUUCUUUUUUUCCGUAGCCUUGAAGAAGCCAGUAAGGUUACGGUUUUGUGUCGAACAAGGCUCAGGAAACACUGUAUGGAAAGACAGAAUCAACCCUUUGAAGCCCAAGAACUUCGGUGUCGUGGGUCAUCGUUAUCUUUUUUGGAAUGGUUAUUUUGAACACACUAGUUAAUCCAGAAUGGAACUGCCCUGUUGUUGAUUUUUUUCCCAUGGAUCUGUAUCUUGGUUCAUCAUCAAUGGAAGGUUUCAUUUGAUGCAAAAAAAAAAAAAAAAAAAGAAUUUGUUAUCAUGUUGUAUUGUUUUCUUGGUCCAUAUUCUGUGUAAGUAGGUUGUUUCUUCUCCUUCAAUCAAGGUUCUCAAGAAAUUAAGAACAAUUAUGCA